Molecule: messenger RNA, 877 nt
Organism: Asparagus officinalis (garden asparagus)
Lineage: Eukaryota; Viridiplantae; Streptophyta; Magnoliopsida; Asparagales; Asparagaceae
Exons: 4
Coding region: 17-508 (163 amino acids)
Source: RefSeq, a predicted model, not a curated record
CGCCGGUGGCGGCCUCAUGAGGCUGAGAUUCAAUCAGGCGUAUAAUUCGAGCGGAGAGGAUCUCGAAGAUGACGCUUGUUCGAGGACGCCGACGGCGGCGGCGGCCGAGGUGUCGCUUCCGGUGGUGCGGCGGGCUCGGACUUGGCCGGAGUUGGCGGAGAACUUGGUUUGGGUUUUGUCUGCGGUGUUCAUUAUUUAUUUUGGUGAUUGGGAGGUCAACAUGAUCUCUCUCUUGUGGGCUGAUGCAAGAAUUAGAAGGGCUGCUCUGCACCUUGGUUUAGCAAGUGCUAUUCUCAAUGUAGGCGUUGUUGUAUAUACAACAUAUUUCUUAUCGUCAUGCCCACCAAAAUCUUCUGAGAAAUCAGAAGUCUUAUCUUCUGCUGCACCGUUGCUUAUUGUUCUUGGAUUCAUCUCAUUUUGCUUGUUAUCGUAUGCUCUGUGGCCUAUCUGGAAUGUUUUAACCAUCCCACUUUUGGUAACAUUUUCUUUGAUGCUUCUCUUUCUUUAAGUUUACCUUAUUUAUGGCCUCCAUCGUUGUAUCACCAUAUUUGCUUAUUGGACCGUUGAGGCCUCAAACCGUUGUGGUUCGCGCUGAUUGAAAUUUUAACUGUUUUAGGAGAGAAACUAUAGAGAAGCAGUUCUGAGAAAUCACUGCAUUAAAAGAGGGAUUGUUUUAUGCCCCUAAAAAAAUAGUUGCAUAUAGAUGCCUUAUAUCGCUCAAAAACUAAACCACCAAUUGUAUAGGUUUGGUGCGUGGAUAGGACAUUAUGUAGAAUCUAUUGUAAGACAUUUCGACAAGCUUUACUUACUGCUAAAAAUUGAAACUUUUGGUUUCUGACAAGAAUCCGAGUACAUCUUCAUCAUGUUUGUUCCCUAA